Molecule: messenger RNA, 1509 nt
Organism: Stereum hirsutum FP-91666 SS1
Lineage: Eukaryota; Fungi; Basidiomycota; Agaricomycetes; Russulales; Stereaceae
Product: AFG1-like ATPase
Exons: 6
Coding region: 7-1371 (454 amino acids)
Biological process (GO): protein quality control for misfolded or incompletely synthesized proteins
Cellular component (GO): mitochondrion; cytoplasm
Molecular function (GO): ATP binding; ATP hydrolysis activity
Source: RefSeq, a predicted model, not a curated record
ACACCAAUGGAAGAAUACAAAAAGUUAAUCGACAAAGGCGCACUGAGGCCAGACGACCACCAGACGCGCAUAAUCCAGAAACUGCAGGACUUGCACGAUCAGUUGGUGGACUACGUUCCGCCUCCGAUACCGCCUCCGCAUUCUGGACAGGCUGCCAAGACGGUUUCGUUCUUCUCCCGCCUCUUCUCCUCCACCGCCUCCACCUCCGCCUCUCCAACUUCAGAGCCUACUACCGAAGCAAACACCCCAGCAGGCCUCUACCUCUACGGCGACGUCGGGACCGGCAAAACGAUGCUCAUGGACCUCUUCUAUCGUACCCUCCCACCCAACAUAACCCACAAACGACGCGUCCAUUUCCACGCCUUCAUGAUCGACGUCCACAAACGUCUCCAUCAACUCAAAUCUCGCUCCCACCCCCACUCUCACACCCCUUCCCUCUCUACCCACUCUGCAAAGGAAGACGAGGUGAUGAGUGUGGCGAGGGAGUUGGCGAAAGAGGCGAAUGUGUUGUGUUUUGAUGAGUUUCAGGUGACGGAUAUUGCGGAUGCGAUGAUUUUGAGGAGGUUGUUGGAGGGGUUGUUGCAGUGUGGCGUCGUUUGUGUCAUCACGUCCAACCGCCACCCCGACGACCUGUACAAAAACGGCAUCCAACGCUCAUCCUUCGUCCCCGCCAUCGCCCUCCUCAAAUCCCGCUUCCAAGUGACCGACCUCGACUCGGGCACAGACUACAGACGCAUCCCACGCGCUCUAUCCUCCGUGUAUCAUCAUCCCCUCACCGCCUCCACCCGUUCCGAAAUGUCGAAACUCUUCCACUCCCUCUCCUCCUCCUCCCCAUCCACCACCUCACAGGGACAAGAGGAAGAAGAAGAAGUCCGCUACGACCGCGAACUCGACAUCUGGGGCCGCAAACUGCACAUCCCGCAAAGCACUCGUAAAGUCGCGUGGUUCGAGUUCGACGAGCUCUGUGGGAGGCCGUUGAGUGCGGCUGAUUAUUUGGAGGUGACCAGGGCUUUUCCGGUCGUUUUUGUUACUGAGGUGAGGAGGAUGGGGUUGGGGGAGAAGGAUAGGGCGAGGAGGUUUAUUACGUUUGUGGAUGCCUGCUACGAAUCCAAAACGAAACUCUUCAUCUCCUCCGAAGUGCCCAUCUUCCAGAUCUUCAGCGAUGAUUCCGGUUCUGCAGACCCGGAGAAGAAAGGACAGAUCUCGGACCAUCAGAGGAGUGUGAUGGAUGAUCUGGGUCUCUCCCCAGAAACAGUCGGCUCCUCCUCCAUGUUCAGCGGCGAAGAAGAAAUCUUCGCGUUCGCGCGGUGUUGUUCGCGUCUCGUGGAGAUGGGCAGUCGGGAAUGGGCGGAGAGUAGUGGGGUGCGAUGAGUCGAUGCGACUUGGGGAGGGGUUGGUGGGUGGGAGGAUGGGAGGGGAGAGGGAGGGGUGAGGUCGGUGAGCGAGAGUACUUGCCGGUGGCACGACAUACGAGUAUAGGCGAGAAUGGUUGGAUUGCUUCAAGUUUGG